Molecule: messenger RNA, 5494 nt
Organism: Dryobates pubescens (Downy woodpecker)
Lineage: Eukaryota; Metazoa; Chordata; Aves; Piciformes; Picidae
Gene: ARAP3
Product: ArfGAP with RhoGAP domain, ankyrin repeat and PH domain 3
Exons: 35
Coding region: 84-5465 (1793 amino acids)
Biological process (GO): positive regulation of GTPase activity; signal transduction
Molecular function (GO): phosphatidylinositol-3,4,5-trisphosphate binding; protein binding; GTPase activator activity
Source: RefSeq, a predicted model, not a curated record
CACCAUCGCGCUCCCCUGGAGACAGCCCUGGCGGGCUGCGGAGAUGAUGGGCUGAGCGCCCGCUGCAGGGGCACCCCAGGGCCAUGAGCUCCCCGUGGGGCCCCGACUCCGACAUCGCUGACUGGUUGGCCACCAUCCACCUGGAGAGGUACCAGGAUGUCUUCAGGCAGCAUGGCUACCGCCUGGCACGGGAUGCCACCUCGCUGGACGCUGCCCUCCUGCAGCAGCUUGGCAUCGCCGCCACCGGGCACCGCAAGAGGAUCCUGAGCCUGGUGCAGCAGACCCGGAUGCUCGGCCAGCCCCAGGCAGGACCUGCAGCACCAGCAGCACCAGCAGCAGCACCAGCAGCACCAGCAGCAGCACCAGCACCAGCAGCAGCCUCCCCUUUGCCAGCCAGCCGCGGCCUGGAUGCCCCCGGGGCGGGCAAGGAUGCCAUGAAAGCGGAGGCAGGAGGAGCCGCUGCCAGCUGUGGGCGGCAGCAGCGCGUCCCUGUGCCCGGGCAGGCGCCGCCCUCGGCGCGGCUCCCCGCCGCCGCCCCCCCGAAGCCGGUGCCCAAGCCCAGGACGGUUUUCCUCCGCUGCCGGCCGGAGCAGGGCUGCGUGCCCAGGCCGCCCGCCCGCAGCGCCCUGCCGCCGCGCAGCCCCGAGGGGGCACCCGCAGCCUUCGUGGUGCUGGAGGGCUUCGUGCCAGGGGAGAGCUCCACGGACUUGGAAAGCCCGGCGGCCGGCCCGGCCCCUCCAGCCGCGACCAUGGGCAUGGCCCUCUCCCGGCUGCGGGGGAGGGACGGCACCAGGGAAGAGAAGCGACCCCCCCCGGCCCAGGGACAGGCCCUGGAAAAGCCCCUCCUGAGCGUGGCUUCUGUCCCACCGCCCCACAACGCUCCGGGGGGUGGCCCUGAGGGUCCCCCCGCCUCCAGCCCUCCCCUGCCCACCCCAGCCGGGAGAGAUCUCUCCCCCUGCCCCAGGGCAGCCUCACAGCCCGGCUCGGGGCAGGGCAGGGUGGAGAUGGUGUCCAACGUCCUCUACGAAGGCUUCAAGCGCCCAGCAGCAGCUGCUGAGGACUCAGGAGGGGUGGGGGAAGCCCAAGGGCAGCCCCCAGCAGCGUCCCUGCCAGAGGUGACCCAGCCAGAGGACAAGUCUGGCAGUUCCAGCAGGCCUGGGGGGCAGGUGCCCCCCAUCCCCCAGAGACCCCGCUGCAAGCCAGAGGUUGGGGAGCAGCCUGUCAGCCCCUACUGUGAGACCAUCUUUGGCCAUGCAGCCCCAGCCCGCGAGCAGAAGGCUGGUGACAUCUCUGACCAGGGCUACGAGGCAGUGUCAGAGCUGGCCCGGGAGAGGGAACCAAGGAGAUGGGGUCAGGAGGCAGGCAGCGAGGGGAGGAGCGAGGAGGAGGAGGAGGAGGAGGAGGAGGAGGAGGGCAGGUCCCGGCUCAUCGACCGCAUCGUGCACAACGACUCGGAAGGCUACUCCACCGUGGAGGCCCCAGGGGCUGGGGGCAGCCCCUUCAGCCUGCCAGCUCACCUCUACCCAGACGAGGUCCUGGAUGACCUGACCAUCUCCCCCUACGCCAGCUUCACCUCCCUCUCCGAGCCCAGACCCACCAUGCUCAGCGGCUGGCUCGACAAGCUCUCCCCCCAGGGGAACUACGUCUUCCAGCGGCGCUACGUGCGCUUCGACGGCAAGCACCUGAUGUACUUCAGCAGCGAGAAGGAGCCCUACCCCAAGGGGGUGAUCCCCCUGGCAGUGAUGGAGAUGGCUCGUUCCAACAAGGACAACAAGUUCCAGGUCUUCACCAGCCACCGCAUCUUCGUCUUCCGUGCUGAGAACGAGGCCCAGAGGAACGAGUGGUGCUCCACGCUGCAGCAGAAGGUGAUGGAGCAGCGCCUGCUGGGGGCCCGGCCUCGGCCUGCUCACAGUGCUCACUGCCAGAAGUCAGGGACCCUGGAGCUGAAGGGCCACAAGUCCAAGGUGUUUGCAGCCCUGAGCCUGCCCGAGAUGUGGCUCUACAAGAGUGAGCAGUUCUUCAAGAUGGGCAUCGGCGUCUGCUUCAUCGAGAUGCGAGGCUCCACCAUCCGCGAGGCCAAGAACCGCGGCUUCGAGCUCAUCACCCCCUCCAAGACCUUCAGCUUCGUGGCGGAGUCGGAGCGGGAGAAGCGGGAGUGGAUGGAGGCCCUGCAGGAGGCCAUCGCUGAGACGCUCUACGACUACGAGGUGGCGGAGAAGAUCUGGUCCAACAAAGCCAACAGGCACUGUGCAGACUGCUGGGCUCACAACCCUGACUGGGCAUCCAUCAACCUCUGUGUGGUCAUCUGCAAGCAGUGUGCAGGGCAGCACCGCAGCCUGGGCUCCAACAUCUCCAAGGUGCAAAGCCUGAAGCUCGACACCGGCGUCUGGUCCAACGAAAUCGUGCAGCUCUUCAUCGUGCUCGGCAACGACCGAGCCAACCGGUUCUGGGCCGCCCGGCUGCCCCCCGCCGAGGCGCUGCCCCCCGACGCCAGCGCCCAGCAGCGCCACGACUUCAUCGCCCGCAAGUACCGCCAGGGCAGGUACCGCCGGGCACACCCGCACCACCGCUCCCAGCAGGAGGUGCUCCAGGCACUGUGCUCUGCGGUGGCAGGACCAGCUCUGCUCAAGACCAUCCUGCAGUUCUUCUCCUCCUCAGAGGAGCUGGCAGCUGACCACACUCCCUGUGAGGUGGCCCCAGGGGCUGACCUGUGGUGGGCACCGGAGAGCAAGAGACCCAGAAACCGUUCAGGGAGCCCCCAGCCAAGGGACCUGGCUCCAGAGGGUGUCUACAACGAGAUCACGCAGCCGGUGGCGCUCAGCGGCUACCUGUACCGGGCCACCGCCCCCCCCAGGCUGCCAGGUGCCAGGAAGAGCAAGGAGGACUUCCAGCGCACGUGGUGCUCCCUGGAGAGAUCGCUGCUCUUCUUUGAGACGGAGAAAUGCACCGAGCCCCUGGGCCACAUCGAGAGUGGGGACCUCAUCUCCAUGGGUGUCAGCAGAGCCCAGGCCCUCGCCAGCCCUGGCCCCGUUGAAAGGUUUCGCUUCACCCUCGAGCUCUUCCUCACCGGGGAGAAAGUGCAGCAGCUGGGCACUGAGGGCCCUGAGACACUGCAAGCCUGGGCCAGUGCCAUCGGCAAGUGGUUCACCCCCGUGAGCUGCCACUGCCUGCUGGGCUACGAGUUCCAGCGUGUGGGCCAGCUGCGCUACAAGUGCAUGCUCGACCCCGAGAGGUGGCAGCAGGCCUUCUUCAUCCUGCAGAAAGCUCACCUCUUCAUCUGCCCCUGCCAGGAGGAUGGCACCGAGGACAGCAUCAACCUGCGGCGGCUGCAGGAGCUCAGUCUGGUUCCUGCCACGGAGACCCCAGAGAAGAAGGAGCUGCUGAUCCUGGUGGAGAUGGGGAGGACCUUCUACCUGCAGGGGCUGUCGCGGGCGGACGCUGCUGCCUGGUACGGAGACAUCCAAGCCUCGGCCGGUGGCAGGGGCAAUGCCCUGCGGGACCAGCAGCUGAGCCGUGGGGACAUCCCCAUCAUCGUGGACAGCUGCAUCGCCUUCAUCACCCAGUACGGGCUGCGCCACGAGGGGAUCUACAGGAAGAACGGCGCCAAGUCGCGGAUCAAGGUGCUGAUGGAGGAGUUCCGGCGCGACGCUCGCAACGUCAAGCUGCGCAUCAGCGACAACUUCAUCGAGGACGUCACCGACGUGCUCAAGAGGUUCUUCCGCGAGCUGGAGGACCCUGUCUUCACCCUGGAGCUGCACCCACAGUGGAAGGAGGCUGCAGAGAUCUCCUCGAAGCCGCAGCGCCUGGAGCGCUACAAGGAGCUCAUCCAGCGCCUGCCUCGCCUCAACCACAAGACUCUGGCUGCGCUCAUUGGGCACCUCUACAGGGUGCAGAAGUGUGCAGACCUCAACCAGAUGAGCACCAAGAACCUGUCGCUGCUCUUCGCCCCCAGCCUCUUCCAGACCGAUGGCAAAGGGGAGCACGAGGUCAAGGUGAUGGAAGACCUCAUUGACAACUAUGUCAGCAUCUUCAAUGUAAGCUCCAUGCUGGUAUCCCAGAUGGAUCUGGAGAACAGUCUGAUCACCACCUGGAAGGACACUCAGCUCUCCCAGGCAGGAGACCUCAUCAUUGAGGUUUACCUGGAGCAGAGGCUGCCCGACUGCUGCGUCACCCUCAAGGUGUCCCCCAGCCUGACAGCAGAGGAGCUCACCAACCAGGUGCUGGAGAUGCGCAGCGUGGCAGCCAGCCUGGACAUCUGGCUGACCUUUGAGGCCCUGGAGAACGGGGAACUGGAGAGGCCUCUGCACCCCAAGGAGAAGGUUCUGGAGCAAGCCCUGCAGUGGUGCAAGCUGCCAGAGCCCAGUGCUGCCUACCUGCUGGUGAAGAAGGUGCCCAUCGGGGUGGGCAGCUGCCUCUUCACAGGUGCCAAGCGUGAGAGCCCCAAGUGCGGGCUGCUGAGGUGCCGCGAGGAGCCCCCCCGGCUGCUGGGCAGCAAGUUCCAGGAGCGCUACUUCGUCAUCAGGGACAGGAGGCUGCUGCUGCUCAAGGAGAAGAGGAGUGCCAGGCCGGAGCGGGAGUGGCCUCUGGAUGCAGCCAAGGUCUACAUGGGCAUCAGGAAGAAGCUGAAGCCACCAGCACAGUGGGGCUUCACCCUGAGCCUAGACAAGCAGCAGCUGUACUUGGUGUGCUCAGGGCAGGCUGAGCUGUGGGACUGGACCACCAGCAUCCUCAAGGCUCAGCACGAUGACCUGCGCCCCGUGAUCCUGCGCCGUCGCUCCUCCUCCGACCUGGCCAAGCAGAAGUUUGGUACCAUGCCACUGGUGCCCCUGCACGGGGACAGCACCGAUGCCACCAUGCUCUCUGCCAACCAGACCUUGCGCCGGCUCCACACACGGAGGACUCUGUCCAUGUUCUUUCCCAUGAAGAUGCACCAGGACUCCUUGGAGGAGCAGCAGGAGAAGGAGGUGGACACUGACCCUGUCUACGAGGAGGUGGGCAACUUCCCUGAGCUGGCAGCGCUGGAGCUGGGGCAGGGCCUGCUGGAGGAGCUGUCGGCAGUGCCCACCGUGGACAGGCCCAAGGAGCUGAGCCCCUUCCUCGGGCAGCCCCCGGGCACGGCGCUGCGCUCCUCCCUGCCCGCCAGCCCCCCCCAGACGGUGGCAGCGCCCUCGGUCACCAAAGCCCUGUCCCUGGAGAGGGGCCUCAACCUGGAGAGCGACAGAGCUCCUCCGCAGGGGCUCAGAGCCCCCAGAACGGCUUCGCUGGAGAGGAGCAGGGAGCCGUCCCUGGUGCUGGACUGGGAGGAGGCAGCCGCCGCCGGCGGCAGCGGUCCCGGCGCGGACAGCUCCCUGCAGGGGCCCCGGCAGAGGAGCGCGCAGCCUUCCUCGCCCAUCGGCGACAAGCUCAUCCAGGAGCUCAGCAGCGUCAUCCUCAGGAAGAGCGAGGGCCAGCCGCCGGUGACGUGAGCUCCGGUGCCCGAGGGGCAGCCCCCGCC